UGUGACCGUCCGCCGGGUUGCCCUCGUCCGUCCCGUCAUCCGAGGCGCUCCGACCUGGACCGGCUGGAUCUGGUCUCUGGGAGUCUCCAGCUGCGGGAUGAGACCGACACAGUGAUAAAAGCAGCAUCCAGAAGCGGAGCCCGGAUUUCACCCUCCUGCCGGCGGAGCCAUGAGGAAUCCACGGGUCGAUGUCGCCCUGACACUGUACCUGCUCCUGGAGUGCGUCCAAGCCAAAAAGUAUUGCUGGUACUUUGAAGGUGGAUACCCCAUUUACUUCAUAUGCCGCUCCUACGAGGACUGCUGUGGGACUCGCUGCUGUGUGAGGGCCCUGUCCAUCCAGAGAAUCUGGUACUUCUGGGUGCUGCUGAUGAUGGGAGUGCUCUUCUGCUGUGGCGCCGGCUUCUUCAUCCGCAGAAGGAUGUACCCGUCGCCCCUGAGAGACGAGCCAGCGUUCAACGUCUCCUUCACCCGCCAUCCUGUCACCACACCAGUUUCCCAGCAGCCGGGAAGUAUGCAGGGCUUCGGGGUCAACGGGAUGACAGGGGGUGACCCAGGGGUCACCGUGACGCACCCGGCGUACCCAGCACAGCCCGGCUCUGCCCACAUGAUGAUGGGCUUCUACCCGCCGCCUCCAUCCUACUGCAACCACCCGCCGCCAUCUUACGAACAAAUAUUUCAGAACAGAGACAAGAAGUAACAACAAGGAGACGGAGGCGCAGAGGAGAGAGGCCGUUAGAGGAUGAGGAUGAAGAGGGAGCGUCUGACAACAUAACUGUUUCUGGAUGUAAGACUGGGAAAGCACACAACCUACUGUCUGUGAGAGGAAGGAUUCUAGACACACGUAUUCCCUCAUGCACACACCCUGCUUCGUCUGGAGGACUUCACUUACUUCUGGUUUACGUGGAUGUGCCUGUAUAGACCUGAUUAGCUGGAGGUUUUGGACGUCACCGUGCUCACUGUCACCUCUCUGCACAGCACAGAUAACGUCGGUCAGAUGUAGGAUGUAACAAAAUGCCAGAUUUGACUGGAAGAGCACACUGAUACAUACUGAUACAGAUGUAGUAGGUUUGGUAGGAUGAUGUGACCGACUUAGACUUAACGUUUUACCACCACAUGGAUUCUCCUGCAGCAGUGGCUUCUGCUCUUGUUAGACGUAACGGAGGCCGUGCGUUUUCCACACAGUGAUGAUGACGCGCUUUUGUUUUACUGUCACAUGAGUGUCGUCCUAGUGCUGGAAAGCCGGUGAGUCAAAAAUGGAGGACGCUCUCUCUGCUUUAGCUUUAUAUUCGCUUAAAAUUUGCUCAUAUUUAUCAUAUUCUGUGACAGUAGAACACUUUAAUUAUAGACAGGUGGUUCGCAGGAAGUGGAGCUCAAACGUCUUAUAAAUAAGCUGUGCAAUUUUUCUAGUAUCUUCUUUAAUUAAUCAUUAAAAUAAAGUAACAAAACAUGAUAAAGGAUCAAAAGCUUAAUGAAGCGCUGGUUCUGCUCGGUGGCUCGAUAGCUGUUAGCUCGCCACCUUCAGGCGUUGACCCACUACAGUAGAUUAACCACCAUCAGGCUUUUUCCCCCUAUUAUUGAAAUGCUGUAAUGUCUCCUGAAGCUUUGACCGGCUGCAUGGCUUGUAGGUCUACGAGCCUAGAAAUGCUUAAACUGAGUGUAGUAAGUAACCAAAGGAGUAUGUAUAAGAAAUUUUGUGAUUUUUAAAAGGUGCAGUGCGUGAGAUACAGCCGUGAGAGAACGUACUGUACGAUGGCCAUUAUCAUGGCGUUAUUGAUGUAGUAAAAUUAUUUUAUUCUUUGUUUGUGCUUUGGUGUCUCACCAAAUUCAAGCUUAGAUUUCAAGUUGAAAAUGUGAAACUACCCCUCAUGGCUUCCUGAAACUGGACACAACUGAAAAAAAUAAUUACAGUAGAAGACUUAAGCCUCUUUAAACUCUACAUGCUGCACCUUUAAAUAAUAACAAUAAUAAGGAGAAGGAGUGGAUGCAAGGCGUAAUGGUGAGAGGACUCGUCCUAAGUAGCUGCUGCUGAUGAUGAUGAUGAUCUAGUUCCUGCUGAAUCACUGAGUGUAACCUGCCAGGAGCAUGUUCCAAGAAACCUUUAGGAAUCCACUGCUUUGCACUUAGCAUGUUGUCCAUGCAUGUUCGGAGGAAAUCCAGUGGAGCAGAAUCAGUUGCCUGUCAGUCACCUUGUGUGACUGUGGUAUUGUUUGUCUCCAUAAAAAUUUAAAGAUUCAGUUGCUGCUGCAAACACUAAGACUACUGUAUACAGACCACAAUCAGCCAAUAUGAACCUGAAGAAAGUUUAGUUAAUCAGCAUCACAGUGACACACUAUGAAACAGCAGAUGUGCCAGAGUUCACAAACAUGCUUAUAGUUUCUCCGCUUGGUUUUGCAGGAAUCAAUUCCACCAUGUGUGUUUGUAAAAAGGUGACAGUUUAGCUCUAGUACGUUCAGAAUGAUGUGAUAUGUUGCUAAAUGACUGCUCCAGUGAAGUAACUUGUAAUUUAAACAUUUCUUUGAAAUUUUGUGUUUUGCAAUAAAUACAUAGAUAGUAAUGAAGUGUUAGUACCAGGAAGUAGCCGAGCUCUGUCUGUAGCAUAGAAACACACACUCAAUAGGCACCAACCACUGAAUGGGCCCAAUACCAUCAUAAACCCUCAUUAUCCCUUCAUGUCGAAUUGAAUAUUUGGAUUCUAUAUGAAGUCCAUUAUGGUUUUAGCCUGUUCUGAUACACAGCACAACUUUACAAUAAGGCACCAUAUUCUGUUUAGUUAUAUCAAACUAUGCAACAGAUUAUGAAACGGAUAAAGCAUCUCACUCCCUUCCUUCAUCUACUGUUUUUGGCAUCUGCUUUGAUGACUUGGACAUAAAAAAGCAUCAGAAUUUGUAAAAUAUGUAAAUAAACUUCACUUCUGAAAAAACGUGUCCGA
Messenger RNA from Betta splendens (Siamese fighting fish), 2929 nucleotides. RefSeq names its product VOPP1 WW domain binding protein b (gene vopp1b). Bases 170 to 697 code for a protein of 175 amino acids. The record is from RefSeq and is a predicted model, not a curated record. The transcript has 5 exons. Gene Ontology annotation, cellular component: cytoplasmic vesicle membrane. Lineage: Eukaryota; Metazoa; Chordata; Actinopteri; Anabantiformes; Osphronemidae.